Athalia rosae (coleseed sawfly) is the source of this 1207-nucleotide messenger RNA. RefSeq names its product FAD-linked sulfhydryl oxidase ALR (gene Alr). The transcript has 2 exons. Bases 146 to 646 code for a protein of 166 amino acids. The record is from RefSeq and is a predicted model, not a curated record. Gene Ontology annotation, cellular component: mitochondrion. Gene Ontology annotation, molecular function: flavin adenine dinucleotide binding; flavin-dependent sulfhydryl oxidase activity. Lineage: Eukaryota; Metazoa; Arthropoda; Insecta; Hymenoptera; Athaliidae.
GUCAGGAAAAUAGCGAUUCGGGAAUUCGAACGGUUCGGGAAAAUGACGGUUUGGGAAAUGGCGCAUUUCCGCAAAAGCAUUGACCAGAGAUGGGAGUGGAGCCACCUCUUUAUUACACCGUGGUUUUAAUGUUACUUCGGAAGAUAUGGUGAUCGAAAAGCCCUGUAGAACAUGUACGGAUUUUAAGACGUGGGCCAAGAUACAAAAAGAAACCUUCGAUUCAGAGAAAAAAACAGAUCACAAGGUGAAAGUUGACCAAGGCUCUAAUUCACAAGCAGAAUCUAAUGCAAUCGUAAAUGCACGCAAAAACUGUCCUCUUGAUAAAGAUGAAUUGGGCUCAAAAACGUGGGCCUUCCUUCAUACUAUGGCUGCUUAUUACCCUGAACAACCCACUAUUGAACAGAAGACGGAUAUGAAGAAGUUUUUUAAUUUUCUAUCCAAGUUUUACCCAUGCAACACAUGUGCGGAAGAUUUGCAACUGCAAUUAGAAAAGACACCACCGCAAACUGAUUCUCAACACCAAUUGACCCAAUGGCUUUGUAACAUACAUAACGAGGUUAAUUUAAAAUUAGGCAAACCUUUAUUUGAUUGUAGCUUAGUUAAUCAGAGGUGGCGAGACGGUUGGUUAGAUGGUUCGUGCGAUUGACCAAUCGAUUCUUCCUCAGGUCAGUCUGAGGUUGCGACGUGUACAUUUUGCUUUAUUGUAAAUGCGGUUUGAAGUCUAUUCGUGCUCAUGCAAAACGCAUAGAAACAUACAGCUCACUAAUUUUUAACUUAAUCAUUGACGAUAAACAUUAUAAACUCUAUUGAUGCAUCACAUUUGAUGUUAUCAGAUGUAUCUAAUGUAAAUUAGCGCAAACUUGAAUGACUAGUAAUAUUGUUGGAUUUGUGCCACUUCAAAAUUCAGUAUUGGAAAUUGUAUUUCCAACAAAAGCCGUAUGUUAUUAUGUAUUAUUGAAUAUUAGAUUGUCCUUAAAAUCAACUAUUGGAAAAAUUGUUAUCAGCAAACUAUGUUCUGCAACGUCAUUGCAACAGUACAAGGAGAGAACCCUUAUACUGUGUCAUUGCUAUAUUGUACAUAACAUAAAUAUAUAGAUAUGUUAAUAUUUGUAUAUUGCUCUCAUCAAAUGGUGUAUAAAUAAUGUAAAAUGGGAGCAUUUUUCGUUUAUGGUAUGAAAUAAAACCGCUCUGAAUAUUUGUACAAUUA